AUGAGAAGCAUUUCUACUGUCAAGGCUUCCCACGAGCAAGAACAAGAAGUUUUAGUGGCCCAACGUAAGAACAGACCAACUUCACCACAUUUGACGAUUUACCAAUUACAAUUAACCAUGGUCAUGUCUGGGUUACACAGAGUAACAGGUGUGUUCAUGGCUAGUGGUUUCUACGCUUUGACCUGUGGAUAUGCGGCAGCUUCUAUUUUGAGCAUUCCAUUUGAUGCUGCUACCUUAGUUGGAGCAUUUGCUGGUUUACCAGUGGCAGUAAAGCUCGCGGCCAAGGCUGCCAUGGCUUACCCUUUUGUAUACCACGCUUUCAACGGUGUCAGACAUAUAAUCUGGGAUUUCGGUAAGGAAUUAACCAUCAAGGGAGUCUACAGAACUGGUUAUGUUGUUACUGCUCUUACCGCCAUUUUCGGUUCUUACUUGACUUUCUUCUAA
Molecule: messenger RNA, 444 nt
Organism: Debaryomyces hansenii CBS767
Lineage: Eukaryota; Fungi; Ascomycota; Pichiomycetes; Serinales; Debaryomycetaceae
Product: succinate dehydrogenase cytochrome b subunit SDH3
Exons: 1
Coding region: 1-444 (147 amino acids)
Biological process (GO): mitochondrial electron transport, succinate to ubiquinone; tricarboxylic acid cycle
Cellular component (GO): membrane
Molecular function (GO): electron transfer activity; succinate dehydrogenase activity
Source: RefSeq, a predicted model, not a curated record